AUGUCUGCACAGACUAUCCCGACCCAAUAUAUCUCUGUAAAAGGCAUCAGAAUUGCCUAUCGCCGCUUCCGGAAACCUUCUGCUAUUCCUCUCUUAUUCCUGACCCACUUCCGCGGAACCAUGGACCUUAUCGAUCCCCUCCUCUUGAACAGCAUCGCAACCUCACGCUCACUGAUUCUCCUGGAUAAUUACGGUAUUGGAAACAGCUCCGGUACCAUCCAGCCCACAAUCCAAAAAGCCGGCUCCACAGUCGUGGAUUUCCUCGACGCAAUCAGCGUACCCAAAGUCGACAUUAUAGGAUUCUCCAUGGGGGGCUUCAUCGCCCAAAGCAUCACCGUAGACUACCCACACGUCAUCAACAAACUAGUGCUUACAGGCACUCAAUCCACAUACACAGAAGGCUUCGUCUCCCCAGACCCAGCCAUCAUGGCAGAAGCCAGCGGAGAAAAUCCAACAGAGGAAGUCAUGAUGAAGCUCUUCUUCCACCCCAGCGACACGAGCAGAGCACUCGGACACGCAUGGUGGCAGCACACCACAGAACGCCACGUCGACGGCGAAGCUCGCACAACAUUCGUCAAUGCAGCUGGAGGCCAGACCCAGAACGCAGCAAUUGGCAAAUUCGUAUCUGGCCCUGGCUUUUUUGCAAAGCUGCAGCAGGUGGAUGUACCGACAUUGAUUACGAAUGGAAAUGCAGAUGUUAUGAUGCCUACGGCUAAUAGCUGGCUUAUGCAGCAGAGGCUCAAGAUUGCGGAGUUGCAUGUUUAUCCUGAUUCGGGUCAUGGGCAUUUGUACCAGGUUCCUGAGGUGUAUGCGAGACAGGUGGAUUUGUUUCUUGAGUAG
This is a messenger RNA of Pyrenophora tritici-repentis Pt-1C-BFP, 840 nucleotides long. RefSeq names its product MhpC, hydrolase or acyltransferase (alpha/beta hydrolase superfamily). Lineage: Eukaryota; Fungi; Ascomycota; Dothideomycetes; Pleosporales; Pleosporaceae. The record is from RefSeq and is a predicted model, not a curated record.